Penicillium nucicola is the source of this 1290-nucleotide messenger RNA. RefSeq names its product basic helix-loop-helix domain-containing protein. The coding region runs from base 1 to 1290 and encodes 429 amino acids. The transcript is spliced from 2 exons. The record is from RefSeq and is a predicted model, not a curated record. Gene Ontology annotation, molecular function: DNA-binding transcription factor activity, RNA polymerase II-specific; protein dimerization activity; RNA polymerase II cis-regulatory region sequence-specific DNA binding. Gene Ontology annotation, biological process: regulation of transcription by RNA polymerase II. NCBI's taxonomy places the organism in Eukaryota, Fungi, Ascomycota, Eurotiomycetes, Eurotiales, Aspergillaceae.
AUGGAUGGCCGUGGGACUGAAGUUCAGACUGGACGCACAUCACCCCCGUCUGGACCCUUUGGAUAUUCCUUUCUCUCUCCCAUGGAUACCCCAUUUGAACAAGCACCCGCUCUUCCUCCGGGUCCCUCUCUCCUUGAUGAUAAUGAAUCCAACAUGCUCGACAACUUCUUUACUACCAUGAAUGCGAACCACUUUACGAAUGACUUUUGGAUGCGACAAGAACAUAAAACCGGGUUAUCCAACUUGGACUGGUCUGGCGAAUUGCCUCCGAACUUCGAAGGAUCAACUACCUCCUUAUCACAACCAUCUUUUCAGCAGCAUGGACUGGGAAAAGCAAACGGGGGCAUGAUGGUCGGAACUCCUACAGGCCAGGACAUAUUCGCAGCAGCAUCCAUGCUAUAUCAGAGCGGCCUCAACGGGCAAGAUAUUGGGUCCACACUAGCGCAGCAGGCUUUUGCAGGACAUCCUAUACCGCAAAAUGGAACCCACGUAAGCAAUGAUUCACAGACUAGAAACCUCGGGCAGGGACCGAGUGCUUCUCCGUCUCGGGCCGAUGUGCCCACUGGAUAUCAUACAUCAGAGAUGUUUUUUGACGUCCGGGAUCCUAUCCCAGCCGACCAGCAUCCAUCAAGAAAAGCCCGUAGUCUCCGCUGGGGCUCCGAUGUCAGUUUUAUGGAUCAAGGCUAUCUUCGCCCACCCGAUCAACCUGAUGAGGAACAGCGAACAAAGGAACUGCUAGAUCAUCUGGGUUGCUUUGAAACACAGAGCAGUGCCGCCAACACCCGAGCCCCUAGUCCAGAACGGAUCGUCGGCGACCCUGUUCACCGAGGUUCUUUCGCUUCACAUUCCAUUGGUUCAAUCCCGGACGACAGCCUACAAACCCGGAAACGGUCACGAAUUAUGAAAGAAGAAGUUGACUCCGACGAAGAGGAUGGAAGACCUCAUUCCAGGAAAUCUAGAGGAUCUAUAAGUAAAGGACGUCGGGUAUCAGCAGAUAUGUCUCGGAAAGCCCGCAUUCAACCAGGAUCAAAGGCUGCUCGAGAGAAUCUCUCCGAAGAGCAGAAGAGGACCAAUCACAUCCUUUCAGAACAGAAACGCCGAAACCUUAUCCGUCAAGGCUUCGAAGAUCUAUGUACUCUCGUGCCGGGCCUCAGAGGCGGUGGCUUCAGCAAGAGUGCAAUGCUCACAUCCGCCGCCGACUGGCUUGAAGAACUUCUCCAAGGCAAUGAUAUCCUCCAAGGCCAACUACAUGAGCUCAAAGGCAUCAGCGGUUUGGUAAUGCCAAGAUGA